AUGGGACGUAGGAUACGUGUACAGCGUAAAGGACCGGGUGGUAUUUUUAAAGCCCAUAACAAACACCGGAAGGGAGCAGCUAAGUUACGACCAGUCGAUUAUGCGGAGCGACAUGGUUACAUUAAGGGGGUGGUGAAAACCAUUAUGCAUGAUCCAGGACGUGGAGCUCCACUUGCACUUGUCGAAUUUCGUGAUCCUUAUCGGUAUAAAAUUUUGAAGAGUACAAUGAUUGCCGCCGAGGGGAUGCAUACUGGACAAUUUAUUUAUUGUGGACGAAAAGCUCAAGUUCAAGUUGGUAACAUACUUCCACUUUCCGAAUUACCUGAAGGAACUACUGUCUGCAAUUUAGAAGAAAAGACUGGUGAUCGUGGCCGUCUUGCACGUACCUCAGGCAAUUAUGCCACUGUUGUUGCACACAAUCCAGAAACUAAGAAAACUCGUGUUCGUUUGCCUUCUGGCGCAAAGAAAGUCUUGGAUUCUUCAAACAGAGCAAUGAUCGGUAUUGUCGCAGGUGGUGGUAGAACAGACAAACCACUGUUGAAAGCAGGAAAUGCAUAUCACAAAUACAAGGCUAAGCGCAACUGUUGGCCAACAGUACGUGGUGUUGCAAUGAAUCCUGUAGAACAUCCUCAUGGUGGUGGUAACCACCAACACAUUGGUCAUCCGUCAACCGUGAAGCGUGGAACAAGUGCUGGACGUAAAGUAGGUCUUAUUGCGGCACGCAGAACCGGCAGAAUUCGUGGUGGCAAGCCAGAAAAACACGGAAAGGAAGAAACAGUUUAA
This is a messenger RNA of Brugia malayi, 783 nucleotides long. RefSeq names its product 60S ribosomal protein L8, putative (gene Bma-rpl-2). The record is from RefSeq and is a predicted model, not a curated record. Gene Ontology annotation, cellular component: cytosolic large ribosomal subunit; ribosome. Gene Ontology annotation, biological process: cytoplasmic translation. NCBI's taxonomy places the organism in Eukaryota, Metazoa, Nematoda, Chromadorea, Rhabditida, Onchocercidae. Gene Ontology annotation, molecular function: RNA binding; structural constituent of ribosome. Bases 1 to 783 code for a protein of 260 amino acids. The transcript is spliced from 4 exons.